UUUAAAAGGCUGGGUGACUCCCACUUGAUCCGACACACUUCAACAAACCUUCUCUACACACUUCCCCUCUCACUUUGAACCAACACAUGGAAAUGGAGGACCAGAUGGAAAGCCAGAAGAGAGAGAGACGCGGUCCUGGUGGCGUAAGCAAAGAAGAUUUAAUAUCUGAACGGACAGGAAAUUUGGGAUGCAUUGGUUGGUUCCUGGUCAUUCUCUCGGGCAUGUUGACAAUAAUCCUCCUUCCAUUCACCGUCUGGUUUUGUCUGAAGAUUGUCAAGGAGUAUGAGCGCGCUGUCAUCUUUAGACUAGGCCGUAUCCCAGACAAGAAGGCUAAAGGACCCGGGAUUUUCUUUAUUUUGCCAUGCACUGAUUCCAUCGUGACAGUGGAUUUGCGAACGGUUUCAUUUGACAUCCCACCACAAGAGAUCCUGACCAAGGACUCAGUUACAGUAUCGGUGGACGGAGUGGUGUACUUCAGGGUCAAUGACCCCAUCGCCUCUGUGGCCAACGUUUCUAAUGCUGACUUCGCCACCCGUCUGCUGGCUCAAACCACCCUCAGAAAUGUCUUGGGGACUAAGAAUCUGGCUGAGCUCCUGUCCGACCGUGAGGGCAUCGCUCACAGCAUGCAGAACAACUUGGAUGAAGCCACAGACGACUGGGGCAUCAAGGUGGAGCGUGUGGAGAUUAAAGACGUGAAGCUGCCACAUCAGCUGCAGAGGGCCAUGGCAGCAGAAGCAGAGGCUUCACGAGAGGCCAGAGCUAAGGUGAUUGCAGCAGAGGGUGAGAUGAAUGCGUCUCGGGCCCUGAAGGAGGCGUCCCUCGUGAUCGCAGAGUCUCCGUCAGGACUGCAGCUUCGCUACCUGCAGACUCUCAACACCAUCGCAGCAGAGAAGAACUCCACCAUCAUCUUCCCCCUGCCCAUGGAUAUGUUGACUCCCUUCCUGCGAAAGUGACACCUCAAUUUGUCCUACCACUUACAGCCACUUGAGAAAGAAACACAUGUGACUCUUUGUCAUGUUGUCAGGAUACAAAUGCCUAUUUAUGCAUGGUUGAAAUGUUUUCAGACUGAUCAUAAAAAACCUUUAUGGUUUAAAUAGUCAAGCGAUCAGGCAUGGCCUACUGACAAAAUGCAUUCUGAAAAUUGUAUGUGUUGUUAAAAUUAUAAUAAUUGUGUCUGAUUUUAUAAGAUGUAUUGUUGGUCAAUUGCAUAUUUUGAUACUUAAUAUAUUAACGAACUGUUAAGUCUUUAUUCUCAUUUAAAUACUUAUAGCACCUCUGUUGCCUGACUCUUUUAUCCCUGAGAUGAUGUCUGCAAUAUUAGUUUACUUUUUCCUUUCCAACAGCAUAUAUAUUUAUUGUUGGUAAGUUUAGAAUUUGUGAGAAAUACAAGAAAAAUAUUUUAUCUGCGCCUUUUUUGAAAGAAAGUAGAAAUAGCCACAAGAUGACAAAAAGUGUGACACCAGCUUACUCUAAACCUAGUAGUUUUGUCCAAGUACAUGCUUGUGUUUUAGACCUGUGCUGAAUUGUUACACUAUGCUGGUGUAACCCAGGUUCUUAGGGCCUUAAUUCAGUUAUCAGCUCAUUGUCGAAAUAAAUAGAUAAAUAAAUACAUUCGUGUUUUUA
This is a messenger RNA of Eleginops maclovinus (Patagonian blennie), 1623 nucleotides long. RefSeq names its product stomatin (EPB72)-like 3b (gene stoml3b). The record is from RefSeq and is a predicted model, not a curated record. NCBI's taxonomy places the organism in Eukaryota, Metazoa, Chordata, Actinopteri, Perciformes, Eleginopidae. Gene Ontology annotation, cellular component: plasma membrane. The transcript has 7 exons. Bases 87 to 953 code for a protein of 288 amino acids.